This is a messenger RNA of Nothoprocta perdicaria, 1303 nucleotides long. It is a transcript of the gene MAD2L1, whose product is annotated as mitotic arrest deficient 2 like 1. The record is from RefSeq and is a predicted model, not a curated record. Lineage: Eukaryota; Metazoa; Chordata; Aves; Tinamiformes; Tinamidae. The coding region runs from base 59 to 679 and encodes 206 amino acids. The transcript has 5 exons. Gene Ontology annotation, biological process: mitotic spindle assembly checkpoint signaling. Gene Ontology annotation, cellular component: cytoplasm; kinetochore; nucleoplasm.
GGCGGCGCGGAAGUCAGUGGUUGCGGCGGCCGUUGGGUUCGUUGCGCUGCUUGCUGCCAUGGCCAAGCAGCUCGGCCGGGAGCAGCAGGGCAUCACCCUGCGCGGCAGCGCCGAGAUCGUCGCUGAGUUCUUCUCCUACGGGAUCAACAGCAUCCUCUACCAGCGAGGCAUCUACCCGCCCGAGACCUUCACCCGCGUGCAGAAGUAYGGGCUCACCCUCCUCGUCACCACCGACCCCGAGCUCAAGAACUACCUCAACAACGUGGUGGAGCAGAUGAAAGAGUGGUUGUACAAGUGCAUCGUGCAACGCCUGGUGGUGGUGAUCUCCAGUAUUGAAAGCAACGAGGUCCUUGAGAGGUGGCAGUUUGACAUAGAGUGUGACAAAGCUGCGAAGGAUGAGAGUGCACCUCGAGAAAAAUCUCAGAAAGCUAUUCAGGAUGAAAUCAGAUCUGUUAUCAGACAAAUAACUGCCACAGUAACUUUUCUGCCUUURUUGGAAACUGCCUGUGCCUUUGACUUGCUGAUUUACACAGAUAAAGACUUGGCGGUGCCAGAAAAGUGGGAAGAGUCAGGACCGCAGUUCAUAGCCAAUUCAGAAGAGGUUCGUCUUCGCUCCUUCACUACCACAAUCCACAAAGUUAAUAGCAUGGUAGCUUACAAGAAGGAUUCGUUUCCUUAAGAUGUGCUUUUUGUCAUCUCCGCCCUGUCCUGUGUAGCUGCAUUGUGAACAAACUAAGCAAUGAAUAGCAGCCUCCUGUUACUGCRGAUUGGCAGGAGCACAAUACAGAAAGAGGACAAAGCACUUGUCUGUGAUUACAGAUACUGUGAGGUCAUGCUUAUCUAAGCUGCUAGCCUUUCCAAGAGGWACAUAAAGGACUUAUCCACCACCAGAAACCAAUUAUUACACUGAACAGGAUGCACCAASUCAAUGGUGUGUUAGCGACACUACCUUAGGAGCAGCUGCUAGAACCUUAAGUGUCUUUAGCUUAAAAGCUUAAGACUAAAUGUGUUCUAGUAGCACUCAAACACACUUAGCAUUUAAAAACCUUGCUCCUACACACCAGUUUUUCAUGGUAGAAGAAUCUGUCCUGCAUACCCUAAACAAUCAAAGUUAAUCAGCAGAAAAAUUCUAUGCAGUUACUUGUCUUUCCUAGCCCUUGAAAGCAGCUAUUCUUCAGAAAAGUCAAAUGCAGAAAGCCUUGUAUAGUAAUGACUUUUCUAGACUAGGUAGUUUUGGGGAUGUUGUUCAAGGCUGUUGUGUAUCUAUUUCUUCGGUGUCUGUCAUAUAUAUGUUUUUAUUUGU